Populus euphratica (Euphrates poplar) is the source of this 3483-nucleotide messenger RNA. RefSeq names its product ATPase 10, plasma membrane-type-like. Gene Ontology annotation, biological process: proton export across plasma membrane. The record is from RefSeq and is a predicted model, not a curated record. NCBI's taxonomy places the organism in Eukaryota, Viridiplantae, Streptophyta, Magnoliopsida, Malpighiales, Salicaceae. The transcript is spliced from 22 exons. Gene Ontology annotation, molecular function: P-type proton-exporting transporter activity; ATP binding; ATP hydrolysis activity. Gene Ontology annotation, cellular component: membrane. Bases 272 to 3124 code for a protein of 950 amino acids.
UGAAGGAAUUAAUGGCUAAGCACAGAUGGAGACAUUGUAGGAUUAUUAGGAUCAUCUGCUCUUCAUGAAUCCCCAACCUAACAGUCAGCUUCCAAAUCAUGAUUAUCUAAUGAUAUUUGCGUUCCUUUUUAAACAUCUCAUACUUCACUCCUCCCUUUCUCAACUCUCUUUACGCUCAUGAAACAGAACCCUCCUCAAUCCUUCCACGACUAGUGUUUCUUCAGUCUUCCAAGCUUUACCCGAUUUGACAAAAGGUUGUGAGGCCUGAAUCAUGGCUGAGGAUCUGGAGAAACCACUGUUGAAUCCCGAGAGCUUCCACCGAGAGGGGAUUGACUUGGAGCGUUUGCCACUAGAGGAGGUCUUUGAGCAAUUGAGAACAUCACACAGAGGACUCUCGUCCGAAGAUGCUGAAGCCAGAUUGAAGAUUUUUGGUCCAAACAAACUUGAAGAGAAGCCAGAAAAUAAGUUCUUGAAAUUCCUUAGUUUUAUGUGGAAUCCUCUGUCAUGGGUUAUGGAAGCGGCAGCAAUAAUGGCAAUUGUCCUUGCUAAUGGUGGAGGGCAAGGUCCUGACUGGCAGGAUUUUGUAGGGAUUAUUUGCCUGUUGAUAAUCAAUUCAACAAUUAGUUUUAUAGAGGAGAACAAUGCUGGGAAUGCUGCAUCCGCUCUUAUGGCUCGUUUAGCUCCCAAAACGAAGGUCCUGAGAGAUGGGCAGUGGAAAGAGCAAGAUGCUGCUAUUUUGGUGCCAGGAGAUAUAGUUAGCAUUAAGCUUGGGGAUAUCAUCCCUGCGGAUUCUAGAUUACUCGAAGGAGAUUCAUUAAAAAUUGACCAGUCAGCUCUUACUGGAGAAUCUCUUCCUGUCACCAAGAGAACAGGAGAUGAAGUUUAUUCUGGCUCAACAUGUAAGCAAGGAGAAAUUGAAGCUGUGGUUAUUGCGACAGGAGUAAACAGUUUCUUUGGAAAAGCAGCACAUCUAGUUGACUCCACUGAAGUUGUUGGACAUUUCCAGAAGGUCCUUACCGCCAUUGGGAACUUCUGCAUUUGCUCUAUAGCUGUUGGAAUGAUUCUUGAAAUCAUUGUCAUGUUCCCAGUACAGCACCGUUCAUACAGGGAUGGAAUCAACAACCUUCUUGUUCUCUUAAUCGGAGGAAUACCAAUAGCUAUGCCAACAGUCUUGUCUGUCACACUAGCAAUUGGUUCUCAUCGGCUAUCUCAACAGGGUGCCAUUACAAAGAGGAUGACAGCGAUAGAAGAAAUGGCAGGAAUGGAUGUCCUCUGCAGUGACAAAACUGGAACUCUUACCCUCAAUCGCCUGACAGUAGAUCGAAACCUUAUCGAGGUUUUCAACAAAGAUAUGGACAAAGAUAUGAUUGUCUUGCUUGCAGCCAGAGCAUCCAGAUUGGAGAAUCAGGAUGCUAUUGAUGCAGCCAUAGUUAACAUGCUUGCUGAUCCAAAGGAGGCACGUGAAAACAUCAGAGAAGUGCAUUUCUUACCCUUCAAUCCGGUGGACAAACGUACUGCAAUUACAUACAUUGAUUCUGAUGGUAAUUGGUAUCGAGCUAGCAAAGGAGCUCCUGAGCAGAUUCUAAAUAUGAGCAAAGAGAAGGACGAGAUCUCUGGGAAAGUGCAUACCAUCAUUGAAAAAUUUGCCGAAAGGGGCCUGCGAUCACUUGGAGUUGCAUUUCAGGAAGUUCCUGAAAAAACUAGGGAAAGUCCUGGAGGUCCUUGGACGUUUUGUGGGUUGUUGCCCUUGUUUGAUCCUCCUAGGCAUGAUAGUGCUGAGACCAUCCGCAGAGCACUAAACCUUGGAGUUAAUGUCAAGAUGAUUACAGGUGAUCAACUGGCAAUUGCAAAGGAGACAGGAAGACGACUUGGCAUGGGAACGAACAUGUACCCCUCUUCAACAUUGUUAGGACGGGAAAGGGAUGAAAAUGAAGCUCUUCCUGUCGACGAGCUCAUUGAAAAGGCAGAUGGCUUUGCUGGUGUAUUUCCAGAACACAAAUAUGAAAUUGUUAAAAUUUUACAAGAAAAGAAGCAUGUGGUUGGAAUGACUGGAGAUGGUGUGAAUGAUGCACCUGCUUUGAAGAAAGCAGAUAUUGGAAUAGCAGUGGCAGAUUCUACAGAUGCUGCGAGAAGUGCUUCUGAUAUUGUCUUGACAGAGCCUGGUCUAAGUGUGAUUAUCAGUGCUGUCUUAACUAGCAGAGCUAUAUUCCAAAGAAUGAAGAACUAUACAAUAUAUGCCGUCUCCAUAACCAUUAGGAUUGUGCUUGGUUUUGUGCUUCUAGCUUUGAUAUGGGAAUAUGACUUCCCACCUUUCAUGGUUCUGAUAAUAGCAAUACUCAAUGAUGGGACCAUAAUGACUAUCUCGCAAGAUCGAGUUAAGCCAUCUCCAAGGCCUGACAGUUGGAAGCUGGAAGAGAUAUUUGCGACAGGCAUUGUCAUCGGCACAUAUCUUGCUUUGGUCACUGUCCUGUUUUACUGGACUGUGAUCGAUACAAAUUUCUUCGAGACACACUUCCAUGUGAGGUCUAUCUCCAGCAACACUGAGGAAGUCUCUUCUGCUGUGUAUCUACAAGUCAGCAUCAUCAGCCAGGCUUUAAUAUUUGUUACGCGUAGUCAAAGUUGGUCGUUCCUUGAGAGGCCUGGAAUUCUCUUGAUGUGUGCAUUUGUGGUGGCUCAACUGGUGGCCACUUUAAUUGCUGUAUAUGCACAUAUUAGCUUUGCUUAUAUUAGAGGCAUUGGAUGGGGAUGGGCUGGUGUCAUAUGGUUGUAUAGUUUGGUCUUCUACGUACCACUGGAUAUUAUCAAGUUCACAAUUCGUUAUGCCUUGAGUGGAGAAGCAUGGAAUCUCUUAUUUGAUAGAAAGACCGCUUUUACUACAAAGAAAGAUUAUGGAAAGGAAGAUAGAGAAGCUAAGUGGAUACUUUCCCAGAGGAGUCUACAAGGGUUGAUGGCAACAGACCAAGAUUUCAAUGGCAGGAGAUCAACUUUGAUUGCCGAACAGGCCAGACGGCGUGCAGAAAUAGCUAGACUGGGGGAGAUUCACACCUUGAGAGGACAUGUAGAAUCGGUAGUCAGGCUCAAAAAUCUGGACUUAAAUUUAAUUCAAACAGCUCAUACGGUUUGAAGACAUGAUAUAAACAAUGUAUCUUCCAAUUUUCCUGUGAAGAAAACUUGACAGAAGUUGCUCACAUAACUACUGUGGAGCAUGAUAUGCUAGAGGAAUUGACAUUUGUUAUAGGAGUCGUCCAGAACGCACCUGUAACUCCUGCAAGAUAUAAUCUCCAGAUGUUUUUGUCCAGAGCACAUCUUAAGAAGGUAUCUUCAGAGAGUAACUGAUGCCAUUUCCUAGUAUGUAUUGCGAUUCUUUUAACAUGCUAUUUGUGUUGAGGUUUGGGAAUUCUUGUAUUUGUUUGCAGAGUUUUUACUGUCAUAUUUAGGCAGUUUACAGUAAUAAAAACUACUCGACACAGUGGAAUUGUCACA